Messenger RNA from Salvia hispanica, 465 nucleotides. The record is from RefSeq and is a predicted model, not a curated record. Lineage: Eukaryota; Viridiplantae; Streptophyta; Magnoliopsida; Lamiales; Lamiaceae.
AUGUACUUGACUAAUUGCACUCGGCCGGACAUUGCUUGUGCCGUGAACAAGUUGAGUCGUUACACGAGUAAUACAAGCAAAGAGCAUUGGAGAACUCUUGUAAGGGUUUUGAGAUAUCUAAAGUAUACUCAAAAUCAUGGGCUACAUUUUUCGAGAUACCCCCCUGUACUUGAAGGGUACUGUGAUGCGAAUUGGAUAUCCGACAAUAAAGACUCACUUUCAACAAGUGGAUACGUCUAUACUAUUGGGGAUGGUGUUGUCUCGUGGAAAUCCACGAAACAGACAUGUAUAGCCCGUUCAACCAUGAAAUCCGAGUUCAUAGCUUUAGAUAAAGUUGGGGAAGAAGCCGAAUGGCUUAAGAACUUCCUUGAGGAUAUUCCAGGUUGGUGUAAGUCAGUGCCUCCAGUGUUGAUUCACUGUGAUAGCCAAGCUGCUAUCGAGAGGGCAAAUAAUGGCUUUCUAUAA